AUGGCGAGAAUUUCGAAAAUGUAAAUAAUUUCAAUCAAUGUAAAUAAUUUCAAUAAAAGACGAAGAACAAAUGUAAUAUAUAGCAGUUCAGAAUCGGAAACAGAAUUAAUUGAAGAAUCCAAUGACACGAAUUGUGAUAUAACAUGGACGAAAAAAAAUUUUGUACCAAAAAUUCAUCAAUUUAUCUCAAAAAGUUCGGGAAUCGCUAAACAAAUACGCAGAUCAUCCAAUCAUUACUUUCAAUUAUUUGAAUUAGAAAUAAUUGUAUAUGAGACGAACUAUUAUUGGGCUGAACAAAGUUAUAACAACGUGAAUACUCUCGAAAUAACGACGCUAAACGAAUUGUACUGUUUCUUCGCCAUGUUGUUACUGAUGACACGCAACAAAAAACUAUCACUAAAAGAGUACUGGAGCACAGAUCAUUUUUUACAGAGCGAUAUUUUUAGAACAAUAAUGACCAGAGACCGUUGCUUUCUGUUGUUACGAAUGAUACAUUUCUCGCAUGAACCUGGACGUAUCGGUGAUCGCCUAACAAAAAUAAUAAACAUAAUCGAUAUGUUGCGAAAAUCAUUCAAUGCAGCAUUUCAGCCUUAUCAAAAACUCUGUAUAGACGAAAGUUUACUUUUAUACAAAGGCCGCCUAUCUUUCAAGCAGUAUAUUCCGUCAAAAAGAAACAGAUUUGGUAUAAACUCGUUUAUUCUUUGCGAUUGCAAAAUCGGAUAUGUGCAAGACAUAAUAGUUCAUACUGGAUCAUCUACAAUUCCGGAUAGCGAAACCAAGGAAAUUGGAAAAUCGGGAGCAAUCGUUUUAGCACUUUUGAAGCCGUACUUAGGAAAGGGCCAUACCCUUUUUAUUCCAGCAUUAUUUAACUUAUUAUACAGCAAGUGUACAAAUGUAUGCGGGACUGUAAGAAGAAGACGACAAGGAAUGCUAAAGAUUGAUGAUCAAUUGAAAAAAAGGAGAAGCAUCUUUUCGUUCUUCGAAAAAUUUUGUAGAUUUUAUGACAGUAUCCAGAUAUGGAGGAAAACAGAUUCUGCAAAAGCCUGUAUGUAUUACAAUAAUUCAGUGGGUAUAGUAGAUAAAGUGAACAUGGUAAUAAGUACUGUCGAUUCAAAGUGUAAAUCGUUGAAAUGGUACCGGGAACUUUUUUUCCAUCUAAUUGAUAUUUGUGUGUGGAACGCGUAUUGUCUUUAUAAGCACAAAAGGAAAGAAACCAUACCUAUGGCGAUAUUCUGA
Molecule: messenger RNA, 1236 nt
Organism: Heterotrigona itama
Lineage: Eukaryota; Metazoa; Arthropoda; Insecta; Hymenoptera; Apidae
Source: the annotation of a GenBank genome assembly